GUUAUCAAUUGACAAAAUGCAGGGACUGCGCUUGGUCACGGGCGUAGCUAUCGUUCUAAUUGCUGCUCUAGCAAUCCGAGGUUCUGCAAAUCUUAGAAAACCAAUCGUGGAUGACACCGAGUUAUUCUUAAACUUUCUGAGAAACGAUGUUCUACCGGAACGCUAUCGCGGACCGGAGUACUUCAAGAAAAUUGGUAAAACAAUUAAAGUGCAAGCAUUUAGCUUCAAGAACUGUGGUGGAGAUUUUGCAGGGCUGACAAAACUUCAAGUAAUUCCCGACCCCCUGAAGCUGCCGGGAAACAUCAACGUAUCAGCUGUGGGAUACAUCAAGGAAGCUCUUGAUUCUCCAUUACAGGCAUCACUCUUGAUCCAUAAAAAGGCAGCUGGCAUUUGGGUCAAAAUACCGUGUAUUGGCGACUUUGGUUCUUGUGAUUAUGAUGAUUUCUGUCAAAUCCUUGAUAUGGCACCGGACUGUCCCCAACCAAUCAAAACAUCAGGACUUGGUUGUCAGUGUCCAUUUAAACAGGGUAACUACAGCAUUCCCAACAUCAAUAUGUAUGGAUCGUUUGGAUUUCCAACAGGAGACUACAACCUAACGGGCACUCUACAUUACCAGGGGAAAUACGUAGCAUGUCUUGAGGUCAUACUGACCAUUGCCUCAUAAAGCGCUGUUUUUUGAAAUGAUAGACUCAUAAGAGUUUAGCAUACAUUUUACUGAUAAUUUACCAUCUAUUCCAUGAGUAAAAAAAAAAAGAAAUAAAAAUUUCAAAACUCAGAA
Magallana angulata is the source of this 778-nucleotide messenger RNA. RefSeq names its product ganglioside GM2 activator-like. NCBI's taxonomy places the organism in Eukaryota, Metazoa, Mollusca, Bivalvia, Ostreida, Ostreidae. The record is from RefSeq and is a predicted model, not a curated record. Gene Ontology annotation, molecular function: lipid carrier activity; enzyme activator activity. Bases 17 to 664 code for a protein of 215 amino acids. Gene Ontology annotation, cellular component: cytoplasmic side of plasma membrane. Gene Ontology annotation, biological process: ganglioside catabolic process; lipid transport. The transcript has 4 exons.